AUGUUUGGUCCAGACAAAUGUGGUUUGGACUAUAAGCUGCAUUUUAUAUUCAGGCAUAGAAAUCCAAAAACUGGUGAAAUCACAGAAAAACAUGCUAAAAAGCCAACUGGAUCUAUUGAAAAUUACUUCACUGAUAAGAACACUCACUUGUAUCAGUUAGUUAUAAACCCUGAUAACACUUUUAAAAUCUCUAUUGAUGGAUAUGUUGUAAAUGAAGGAAAUCUUCUUGAAGAUAUGACACCUCCUGUGAAUCCACCCAAAGAAAUUGAGGAUGAAAAAGAUGAAAAACCCAAAGAUUGGGAUGAUAGGGAAAAAAUUCCUGAUCCAGAUGCAACAAAGCCUGAUGAUUGGGAUGAGAAUGAACCAGAAAAAAUAGUUGAUCCAGAUGCAGAAAAACCUGAAGGAUGGUUGGAUGAUGAGCCAGAAGAUAUUCCUGAUCCUGAUGCAGAGAAACCAACUGACUGGGAUGAUGAUAUGGAUGGAGAAUGGGAAGCCCCUCUGAUAACCAAUCCAAAAUGUAAAUCAGCACCUGGUUGUGGUGAGUGGAAACCUGGAAUGAUUGACAAUCCUAAUUACAAGGGUAAAUGGAGGGCUCCAAUGAUAGACAACCCUAACUAUCAGGGUGUAUGGAAACCAGGGAUGAUUCCUAAUCCAAACUUUUUUGAAGAUCUCAACCCAUAUAAGAUGAUGCCAAUAGGUGCUGUAGGCUUUGAACUUUGGUCUAUGACAGAAAAUAUUUUGUUUGAUAACAUUCUUAUCACUGAUAAUAUGGCAACAGCAACCAAAUGGACUGAAGAUACUUUUAAUUUAAAACUAGCUCAAGAGAAAUCUUCUUCAUCAGCAAAAAGUGUAAUACAAGCUAUUCUUGAUGUGACUAAUGAGCGACCUUGGCUCUGGGCCGUGUUCAUUGUUGUUGUCUUACUGCCCAUAGUGCUGCUCAUUGCCUACUGCUGUGUAGGUGGGGGUACAAAGGAUGCAGUUGGUGAACAAAAGAAAACCGAUGCUCCAAGUCCUGAUGAUAGUGAACCAAUAGAACAAGCCAAGACAACAAAAUCAACGAAAAAGAAAGAAAACAAAUCGGAAGAGGAGGAGGAGGAGGAGGAGAAUAAGGUUGAAAAAGAAGAAAUUGAAUCUAAAUCUAAAAAACCCAGUAAGGGAGAUCUUGAGGCUGAGAAGGAAACUGAAAAUGUUGAUAGUGCAGAUGAAGUGGAAGCACCAAAAACUGAAAGACGGCGGCGCCCAAGAAAAGAAUAG
Messenger RNA from Acanthosepion pharaonis, 1254 nucleotides. Lineage: Eukaryota; Metazoa; Mollusca; Cephalopoda; Sepiida; Sepiidae. The record is from the annotation of a GenBank genome assembly.